Lycium barbarum (goji berry) is the source of this 2786-nucleotide messenger RNA. RefSeq names its product chloroplast envelope quinone oxidoreductase homolog. The coding region runs from base 619 to 1611 and encodes 330 amino acids. The record is from RefSeq and is a predicted model, not a curated record. Lineage: Eukaryota; Viridiplantae; Streptophyta; Magnoliopsida; Solanales; Solanaceae. The transcript has 4 exons. Gene Ontology annotation, molecular function: oxidoreductase activity.
GUUUAUACGUGAGAUUCAACGCUGAUUGGCAUUAUAAGAAGAAAAGUUUUUAAGUAAAUGUAACGCACAUAAUUAAGCUUCAAAGAUAAAGAUGAUCUAUCUAAAUGUUGAUUGAGGAAGUUACCCAAGUAAUAGAAAAAUGCUCUAUAGAAAGGUGACUUCCAGUGGGCGAUGACUUCUAGUUGGAUAGGGCCCAAAUGCUCCAAAAAUUAACGUAAAAGUGCUUUCUUCAAUUUUAGUAUGUUUAUUUUGUUUACAUGUCUGUGUGUGCGGACAUAACUUGAUCUUCAAGAAAAUGGAUUUGAUUGGUUGAUUAUCCACUAUAUGAUCAUAUCACAAUUAUAAAUGCUCCCAGUAUGCCAUCCCAACAAGGCAACAAUUGACUAUUUCCACGAGUCAAUGCAUUUGACUAUUUCAAACCUGAUCAGUUUUUUAACAAGUGACUUUACAAGGCUGACGGAAAGCGCGAGGAAGGAGGAAACCCUGACUAGCACCAACUUUCAACAAUUCAAGAUUAGAAUAUUGCUUCAACUUUCGUCCCCAAUCUUAUUUUAAGUGCUUCUGCUGAAGCAGUAGGAGGAUGAAGUGAAAUUAGUGAAUAUUGAAACAGUAACAAGUAUGGUGGGGAAGCUAAUGCGCGCGGUUCAGUACGACUCUUAUGGAGGCGGUGCUGCUGGCUUGAAGUAUGUUGAAGUUCCAGUGCUUACUCCAAAUAAGGAUGAGGUCUUGCUAAAGUUGGAGGCUACAAGCUUAAAUCCGUUAGACUUGAGGUUUCAGAAAGGUGUCAAUCGUCCUUUUGUUACUCGCAAAUUCCCUGUCAUACCUGGUACUGAUGUAGCAGGAGAGGUUGUAGAGGUUGGAUCUAGUGUUGUAAAAUUUAAGGCUGGUGACAAAGUUGUGGCAGUUCUUAAUCUUCUUAUAGGAGGUGGAUUGGCCGAGUAUGUCGUUGCAAAGGAGAGCUUGACUGUUCCAAGACCAGAAGAAGUAUCAGCUGCUGAAGGUUCAGGGCUUCCAAUUGCUGCUCUUACAGCACACAAGGUCCUUGUUGAUAUUAUCGGGAUCAAAUUAGAUGGAAGUGGACCCCGUUUGAACAUUCUUGUCACCGCUGCCUCAGGUGGUGUCGGACAUUAUGCUGUUCAAUUGGCAAAGUUAGGUAACACUCACGUUACAGGUACAUGUGGAGCUCGUAAUAUUGAAUUCGUAAAGAGCUUAGGAGGAGAUGAGGUUCUUGACUACAAGACGCCAGAAGGAGCAGCUCUUAAGAGUCCAUCAGGAAAGAAAUAUGAUGCAGUGAUUCAUUGUGCUAGAGGAGUUCCUUGGUCAACAUUUGAGCCUAAUUUGAGUGAAAAUGGUAAAGUCAUUGAUCUGACUCCUGGGCUAAGUGCAAUGUGCACAUAUGUACUGAAGAAACUGACAUUCUCCGAAAAGCAGUUGCUUCCAUUUAUUUUGAUUCCUAAUGGAGAUGAGGAAUUAAACUUGCUUGUUAGGUUGGUGAAGGAAGGGAAGUUAAAGACUGUUGUUGACUCCAAACAUCCUCUAAGCAAGGCUCAAGAUGCUUGGGCUAAGAUGAUUGAUGGACAUGCCAUAGGGAAAAUUAUUGUGGAGCCAUAAAAAAAUUUGUUCCAAUUGAUUUAAAUGUGAAAAUGUUGCUGCUGAGCAUUGAUAACAUACAAGGAUUUAUAUUGAUAGAUGUGUUAGAAAUUUCGAGUGAAGGAGAAAUCUCAAACCGCUUCUCAUGUAAAUGGAGGAAAUAACUAUUUUUUACUUCACUCAACUAGCUUGCAUAUAUAAAUGAUAUGGUAUCCAGGUACUUAUAGAAGACUUCUAAUAUUUACUUACUAAGAACUUACUCGCGCUUCGCGCAAUUAUGAAACACAAUAUAAAUUUAAAUAUUUUUUAUUUAUUUAUAUCUUCUACUAAUAAUUAUAGCAAGAUGAACAACAUAUUCCUUAAAUUAGAAAUACUUAGCACUUCUAAAAAAUAAACUCAAAUAUCUAUUUCUUCUCCUAUUCCUUUUCCUUUUUCAAUUUUUCACUUUUUUUUUUCUUUCAUUCCAAUUCUGUAAUCCCCCUCUUAAUUCUACGCCUUAAUAAAAGAGGAAAUGUCAAUAAAAUGUUCACAAAGUCGUCAAAAACAUUAGCUAGAAAAUCAGAAAGAGAUGUUUAACAAAACUUUGCCAACUCCAAAAUAAACACUACUAACAAAAAUUUAGUGCGGUCAUAAAUCAAACUGACCAAAUCAGGAGGAGCUUAGCCACUGAUCCCUUCGACAAUAAAAUCAAGAAGCAAGGUCAGCAAAUUUUUAAAGGAAUUAAUCAUAUUUAACCGAUAGAAUAAAAGAAUUCACAUAACUUGGCAACAAAGCUAGGAAAUGAAGAAGAUAUAUGAUAAAUGAUAUCCACGUUAGAUACAUGAUUUUACUUCGACACAAUAGUCGCGUUAUAUUUAUCACUAAUACAACAUAUCCACUUGAUCAAAGAAUUCCCGACCAAUUAAAUCUAUUUCUCCAAAUUAGAAAACAAAAUAAGCUGUUUAAGAACAAAAUAAUUCCCAUCCAGAGUUCUGAUUUGUAAAUUGGAUAGUUCCCCUAAAGAAAGUUAGUUAAGAACAUGCUAAUCGAGGAACUAAUAAUAAUAAUAUUUUUUUUAGAUUAAUGAUAUUUUAGAAUGAUAAUAUACAUCAAGAUAUUUGUCCCAAUGCUUUUGUCCAAUUGAGUCACAGAAAGUUUAACCUCCUAAUUACAAGCAAAAUUCAACCAAGAAAUGAUUCACAAUAAAUCUUAAAUCU